Messenger RNA from Vigna angularis (adzuki bean), 6683 nucleotides. Its product is annotated as DNA-directed RNA polymerase V subunit 1. The coding region runs from base 382 to 6402 and encodes 2006 amino acids. Gene Ontology annotation, cellular component: RNA polymerase II, core complex. The transcript has 18 exons. The record is from RefSeq and is a predicted model, not a curated record. NCBI's taxonomy places the organism in Eukaryota, Viridiplantae, Streptophyta, Magnoliopsida, Fabales, Fabaceae. Gene Ontology annotation, molecular function: DNA binding. Gene Ontology annotation, biological process: DNA-templated transcription.
AAAACUAGUGUCAUGCCUUAUUUCAUUUCACAGUCUCACUUUCACUCUCUCUGAUUUCAUUUCUUAGUUUUCUCUUUUCCUUCUUUCUUUAUUCUUUCUCCUUUGAAACCCUCUCUUCCUGGAGAUCGGUUUUUCACAGCCACGAGACCUGUUUUAUGACCUAGAUUCAGGAGAGCGGUUGUAAAGGGAACACAUGCUAUAGUAAAGGGAACACAAGCUAUAUUGAAGUUAUGUUGGGUUAUCUUUCUGAUACUUUUCUAUUUCGUUGAUUGUUUUAAUUGCUCUUCCUCUGUAAUUCUGUUUAAGAUUUCUAUGGUUUACAAGUAAUGACUGUAACUUUGAGGUUUCUAUCAUCAGGCACUGUAAUUGACUGCAAAAGUAAUGGAAGAUAAUCCUCCCUCAAGUCUUUUAGAUGGGGUGGUUAUUGGAGUCAAAUUUGGUAUGGCUACACGCAAGGAAAUUUGUACAGCAUCGAUCAGUGACUCUUCAAUUAGUCAUGCUAGUCAGCUGUCAAAUCCCUUCCUUGGUCUACCCCUUGAAUUUGGCAGAUGUGAAUCUUGUGGUACUUCUGAAGCAGGAAAAUGUGAAGGCCACUUUGGAUAUAUUGAGCUACCAACUCCAAUAUAUCACCCUAGUCAUAUUAGUGAGUUGAAACGGAUGCUGAGCCUUGUCUGUUUAAACUGCUUGAAAAUGAGGAAAAGCAAGCCUUCAGCAUCAGGCAGUGGCUUUGUGCAGAGAUUAGUAUCUCCUUGUUGUGAGGUUAGUGCUGCUGAAGUUUCUAUAAGGGAUGUUAAAACAAGUGAUGGGGCUUGUUAUCUAGCACUCAAGGUAUCCAAAUCCAAGAUGCAUCCUGAUUUUUGGGGUUUUUUAGAAAAAUAUGGCUAUCGCUAUGAGGGUGAUCAUACUCGAGCCUUACUUCCUUGUGAGGCAAUGGAAAUUAUUAAGAGAAUCCCAUUAGAAACCAAAAGAAAGCUUGCUGGAAAAGGGUAUUUUCCUCAAGAUGGAUAUCUUUUGAAGUAUCUUCCAGUGCCACCUAAUUGCUUGUCAGUACCAGAAGUUUCAGAUGGCGUUAGUGUCAUGGCUUCGGAUCCUUCCAUUACAAUUCUCAGAAAAUUGCUCAGGAAGGUUGAAAUCAUCAAAAGUUCUAGAUCUGGAGAACCAAAUUUUGAGUCUCAUCACGUGGAAGCAAAUGAUUUGCAGUCAGUUGUUGAUCAGUAUUUUCAAAUUAGGGGCACUUCUAAGGCAGCACGUGCUAUUGAAACACGUUUUGGGGUUAAUAAAGAGCUUAAUGAAUCAUCAACGAAAGCAUGGCUAGAGAAAAUGCGGACUUUAUUUAUAAGAAAAGGUUCAGGUUUUUCUUCCCGGAAUGUGAUAACUGGAGAUUGUUAUAGAAGGAUAAAUGAAGUAGGGAUUCCGGUUGAAGUUGCCCAACGAGUAACAUUUGAGGAGAGAGUUAACAUCCAUAACAUAGGUUAUUUGCAGAAAUUAGUUGAUGAAAAUCUGUGCCUUACUUACAAGGAGGGUAUGUCAACUUUUUCACUCAGGGAUGGCUCAAAGGGUCACAUAUAUUUGAAGCCUGGUCAGAUAGUACAGCGAAGGAUUAUGGACGGGGAUAUCGUCUUCAUUAACAGGCCACCUACAACACACAAACACUCUUUACAGGCACUUUUUGUUUACAUCCAUGAUGACCACACUGUGAAAAUAAAUCCUUUAAUUUGUGGACCACUUGGGGCUGAUUUUGAUGGUGAUUGUGUCCAUCUGUUUUAUCCACAGUCACUAGCUGCCAAAGCAGAAGUUGUGGAGUUAUUUUCUGUCGAGAAUCAACUGCUCAGCUCUCACAGUGGCAAUUUGAAUUUACAGUUAACCACAGAUUCGUUGUUGUCACUGAAGAUGUUGGUCAAGAGAUGUUUUUUUGAUAGAGUGGCAGCUAAUCAAUUGGCUAUGUUUCUUGUACCUUUGCCUCAAGCUGGUUUGAUGAAGGCCAAUUCUGGUAAUUCUUAUUGGACUUCCAUCCAAAUGUUACAGUGUGCUCUCCCUUUGUGUUUUGAUUGCUCUGGGGGACGGUAUUUGAUUAGGCAGAGUGAAAUCUUAGAAUUCGAUUUUAAUAGGGAUGUUUUGCCUGCAACAGUAAAUGAAAUAGCAGCCUCAAUUUUCUUUAGCAAGGGUCCAAAGGAGGCACUGAAGUUCUUUGAUGUGUUGCAGCCUUUUUUGAUGGAAAGUAUAUUUGCUGAUGGGUUUAGUGUUAGCCUGCAAGAUUUUUCCAUAUCCAGGGCAAUUAAAAGAAUUAUAAGCAGAAGCAUAGGAAAACUUUCUUCUCUCUUGUAUCAGCUGAGGUCUGUUUACAACGAGCUGGUGGCGCAACAAUUGGAGAAGCUUAUUCGUGAUAUUGAACUUCCUGUUAUUAAUUUUGCUCUAAAGUCAACCAAACUAGGAGAUUUAAUUGAUUCAAAGAGUAAAUCUGCAAUUGAUAAGGUUGUUCAGCAGAUUGGUUUCUUAGGGCAGCAACUUUUUGAUAGGGGAAAAUUCUAUUCAAAAGGAUUGGUGGAAGAUGUAACAUCUCAUUUUCACGUGAAGUGUUGUUAUGAUGGGGAUGGUUAUCCCUCUGCUGAGUAUGGGUUGCUCAAAGGGUCUUUUUUCAAUGGUUUGGAUCCAUAUGAAGAGAUGGUGCAUUCAAUUUCAACAAGGGAAAUAAUGGUGCGUUCUUCAAGGGGAUUAUCUGAACCAGGAACGCUCUUCAAGAAUUUGAUGGCCAUUCUUCGGGAUGUUGUUAUCUGUUAUGAUGGAACUGUUAGAAAUAUUUGCAGUAAUUCCAUUAUCCAGUUUGAAUAUGGAUUAGAGAAAACUGAGCACCUAUUCCCUGCUGGUGAGCCUGUAGGCGUCUUAGCAGCAACUGCUAUGUCAAAUCCUGCUUACAAAGCUGUCCUUGAUGCUAGUCCCAGUAGCAAUUCCUCAUGGGAGUUGAUGAAGGAAAUACUACAAUGCAAGGUCAAUUUUAAGAAUGAACCUGUUGAUCGGCGUGUUAUUUUGUACCUGAACGACUGUGAUUGUGGAGGGAGUUAUUGUCGUGAAAAUGCGGCAUAUAAAGUUAAAGAUCAAUUGAGAAAAGUCAAUCUUAAGGAUGCAUCAGUGGAGUUUAUUAUUGAAUACCAAGAACAGCGGAUGCGAAAGGGAAAUUCUGAAACCGAUGCUGGACUUGUUGGUCAUAUUUAUCUGGACGAGAUGAUGUUAGAAGAGCUGAAGAUCAGCAUGGCCAACAUUUUUCAGAAAUGCUCGGAUAGACUAAAAUCCUUUAGUCGGAGAAAGAAAGCUAAUGAAUUUCUGAAUAAGACCGAAUUGUCGUUUAGUGAGUCUUGCUCGGCUUCACAUUCUGCUGCCCCGUGUUUAACAUUCAUUUGGGUUGAUGAUCGUAAUAAUGAAUUUGAUCGAACUGUAAAGAUCCUAUCGGAAGAAAUCUGCCCUGUGCUGUUAGAUACAAUAAUCCAAGGAGACCCACGCAUUAGCUCUGCAAGUAUAAUUUGGGUUAGUCCGGAUACAAACACAUGGGUUCGAAACCCUUAUAAAUCUUCUAAUGGUGAACUGGCACUGGAUAUUAUUCUUGAGAAGGAUGUAGUCAAGCAGAGUGGUGAUGCUUGGAGGAUUGUACUUGAUUCCUGCCUUCCUGUUCUUCAUUUGAUUGAUACCAGGCGUUCAAUCCCAUACGCUAUUAAGCAGAUUCAAGAAUUGUUGGGGAUAUCUUGCACUUUUGAUCAAGCGAUUCAGCGUGUUGCGGCAUCUGUGAAAAUGGUGGCAAAAGGUGUUCUUAGAGAGCAUCUAAUUUUGUUAGCUAGUAGUAUGACAUGUGGUGGGAACCUGGUUGGCUUUAACACAGGGGGAUAUAAAGCCCUCUGUCGACAACUAAAUAUUCAAGUACCAUUCACAGAUGCAACACUCUUUACACCUAAAAAAUGUUUUGAGCGAGCUGCUGCGAAAUGUCAUACUGACUCUCUGUCAAGCGUAGUUGCAUCCUGUUCCUGGGGUAAACAUGUGGCAGUUGGUACAGGAUCAAAAUUUGAUGUUGUUUGGGAUGCAAAUAAGAUAAGAUCAAGUGAAAUUAAAGGAAUGGAUGUUUACAGUUUUCUUCACAUGGUUGGAGGUCAUACUGAUGGGGAAGAAGAAACUGAUGCUUGUUUGGGUGAAGAUAUUGAUGAUUUGCUGGAAGAAGAAAAUUUGGAUUUGGAAAUGUCCUCACCACAUAACUCUGGUUUUAAGGCUGUCUUCGAAGACAAUCCUGAAGUACUGAAUGAUUCAACAUCCAAUGGUUGGGAUGUAAAUUUAAAUCAGAGUGAAUCAAAAUCAAAUGGUUGGGGUGCAAACAUAACAGGUCAGGCAAACACAAAUUCUAAUGAAUGGUCUGGCUGGGGAAACAAUAAUUCUGAAAUACCAGCCGGUGGAACCGAAAAUAUGCAAGGCUCUUGGGGCUCUGGUAGGAGGAAAGAUGUAACCCAAGAAGACAAUUUUGCAUCAGGUGCUUGGGGUGCAAACAGAACAGAUCAUACAGAAACAAAAUCUAAUGACUGGGGAAGGAAUAAUAAGUCUGAAAUACUUGCUAGUGGAUCUGAAAAAGAUUCUUGGGGCUCAAGUAAAUUGAAAGAUGAUGUACGAAAAAACAAUAUUGGUUCUAGUGCUUGGGAUGCAGGAAGCACAGGUCAGACAAAAGCAAAAUCUAAUGAAUGGUCUGGAUGGGGAAAUAAUCAGUCUGAAAUACCAGCUGGUGGAUCAGAAAAUGUGCGAGAUUCCUGGGGCUCUGACAAGGGGAAAGAUGAUGUUACCCAAGUAGACAACUCCGCAUAUGGUUCUUGGGGUGGAAACAGAAGAGAUCAGACAAAAGCAAAAUCUAAUGAAUCGUCAGGCUGGGGAAGGAAUCAAUCAGAAAUGCAACCUGGAGGAUCUAAAAAUGUAAGAGAAGAUUCUUGGGACUCAGGUAAAUUGAAAGAUGAUACCCAAAAUGACAAUUCUGAGUCUGGUGCCUGGGGUGCAAGCAGCAAAGGCCAGAUAGAAUCAAAAUCUAAUGAAUGGUCAGGCUGGGGGAAGAAUAAGUCUGAAAAAGCCGGUGAAUUUGAAAAUGUGCAGGAUUCUUGGGGCUCGGGUAAGAGGAAAGAUGUUACCCAAGUAGACAAUUCUGAGUCUGGUGCCUGGGGUGCAAGAAGCACAGGCCAGAUAGAAUCAAAAUCUAAUGAAUGGUCAGGCUGGGGGAAGAAUAAGUCUGAAAAAGCUGGUGAAUUUGAAAAUGUGCAGGAUUCUUGGGGCUCUGGUAAGAGGAAAGAUGUUACCCAAGUAGACAACUCUGUGUCUGGUUCUUGGGGUGGAAGCAGAGGAGAUCAAACUAACACAAAAUCUAAUGAAUUGUCUGGCUGGGGAAGGAAUAAAUCGGUAAUACCAGCUAGCGGAACUGAAAAUGCACAAGAUUCUUGGGGCUCAAGUAUAUUGAAAGAUGAUGUUACCCAGAAAGAUAAUUCCACCUCUGGUUCUUGGGGUGCAAACAAAACAGGUUCGUCAAAAACUGAAGUAGAUGAGUGGGCUAGAAAUAAAGUUGAGGCAAUAGAUGGUGGGUCAGAAAAGCCCCAAGAAGAUUCUUGGAACUCAGGUAAUUGGAAAGCUGACUCAAAAGUUGGCAAUAACUCUUGGGGAAAAGCCAAAUCCUCUGGAAGUCAAUCAUGGGAUUCCCAAAAUCAGUCAAAUCAAAAUUCAACUUCACGGGGAUGGGAAUCACAUAUUGCUUCAGCUAAUUCAGAUAGUGAGAAAGGUUUUCAGUGGGGUAAGCAAGGUAGAGAAUCUUUCAAGAAAAAUCGCUUUGAAGGUUCACAAGGUCGCGGUCCAAAUGGUGGCGACUGGAAAAAUAGGAAUCGCCCACCUAGACCACCUGGACAGAGAUUGGACUUAUAUUCAUCUGAGGAGCAGGAUGUGCUGAAGGAGAUCGAACCUAUUAUGCAGUCUAUCAGACGAAUCAUGCAACAACAGGGGUACAACGAUGGGGACCCGCUGGCUGCUGAAGAUCAACAAUUUAUACUUGAGAAUGUCUUUGAGCACCACCCAGAUAAAGAAACCAAAAUGGGUGCUGGAAUUGAUUAUGUCAUGGUUAACAGACACAGCAGUUUUCAGGAUAGCAGAUGCUUUUUCGUGGUUUUGAAAGAUGGUCGAAGAGAAGAUUUUUCCUACCGUAAAUGCUUGGAUAACCGGAUAAGAAAGAAGUAUCCAGCUGACCUUGCUGAAGCAUUCGUCAAUAAAUAUUUUCGAGUUUUCCGUAAUAGGGGGGACCAAACUGCAAACCCAAGGGGGGACCAGACUAGAAUGCCAGUGCAGGACGAAGCUUCUACACCGGCUGACCAGACCUCAACACCCGGCCCUGUGGAAACGAAUGAGUAGAUUACAGACUUUGUUCAUAAAUUGUACAGAAGCGGCGUAGUUAAGGCCACUGAAUAGUUUUUGCAUAGAUGGCCAAUUUUCCUAUCGGAAAUUUAUCCUCUUUUCGGUGACAGGUGACAGUUGGAUGGUAAUUUUUGUAACCUGGGAAUCAUGCAUCUUUGUGCACAUGUUAAUAUUCUUACUGAUUACAGCACAUGGUGUAAUGAUUUUUGAACCUUUAAUUCUGCCAUUGACUGGACCAUCGAUAUCAAAAUGACAUGCUUCUUAUUAGAGUUUCAUCA